GGAAUAACAAGCAAAAUUCUGACUGAGGACAAUGUAUCAGUUUUGGGGAACAUGUGCUGCAUACUCGAUGGCUCCUACAUCCAAAACUCUCAUCCAUCCAUACUGGAACGACUCAAAAACUGUCCAGAUCUCACUGUUGAACAAACAUCUGCAGUUGUAACCCUUCUGACGAAUGGAAAUACACCAUAUGGAGUUCCUUCAACAUGGAAUGAACAGACUCUAAAAGACCUUGGGAUGUUUACUCUGUAUUUGCCUUCAUCUUUUUAUCUACGUUUUGAUCGAGACACAAAGCGCAACUUCUUGAGAUACUUUCUGAAAGUUUUUGGUGGAGUGAGCAGAGAACAGAGGAGGCGACUGAAGAGAGAGAUAAGACAGUCCAUCACAAGUGAUUCAGAACAAACUGCAGAAUGCACAGCUGGAGUAAUCACACAGGUCACAAUCAGUGACCCCGCCUUCCCCUUUGACUAUAGCGUCAAUCAAUUCAACAACUGUCUGUCAGUUUCAACCAUCAAAGACAACUUGGAUGCAAUCACAGAAAAGGUGGAUGAGGAGGAAUACCUCAGGAUUGUUCUCCAGAAACUGAAAGAGGCUGGGAACUCCAUCAUCUCAGAAGAUCAGGUUCAGCUCCUAAGUGCAGCUUCUCGUGUUGCCACUGUUGAAGACAUUCGUUCAUGGACCAUCAGCAAAAUCGACACACUUGCUGCUUUGAUGGACUCUUCCAAUGGAGGCUGGGACCCAAGCUUAGUGAAAGUUAUCAUCUCUAAGUAUCUGGCUGUUGGAGGAAACAGACUGGGCAGCGCAGAGCUGAACAUUAUCGGAGGACCUAAUCUCUGCUCUCUGGAUGUUGAUAUAAUCAGAACUAUCUCAUCACGAAAUUUCAGGUAAGAAAAGGGAGUGAGUUUAAGCUCACAAUAAUUGACAGUAAAUAAAGUGAAAAUAUUGAUCCUCACAUCUCAGCACUUGUAAAAAAACUGCUGAUUUAAUGUUAAAGGUCAAAGGUUAUAAAUUAUAAAGCUAAAAAACUUUAACAUCUCCAAGAGCAGUUUUGACCCAAUUUCAUUGUGCCUGAUCAAAGCACUUAUAUUAGGAGAUUACAAACAUAAAUAAAACAUUUUCACAAAAGUUAAAAAUGUACCCGAUUAAAAAUCUUAAUAUCAAGAAUAACUUUUUCUAUUGCAAAACAUUUUUUUUGUUUUUUUUUUUCUUAUUUGUUAUCCUAUCAUGUUCUGAGAUCAAUAGUACAACAGUUUAAGUAGUAACCAUGGCAUUAGCUGACAUUUAUUUAUUUAUUUAAUUAUUAAAGUAAAAUGGUGCCAUUUUAUUUAAGCUCCUCUUGUUAUUGGUGAAAACUACUGUACUGGGAAAAUCUUUGAAUGAUCACAUGAACAUGCUCAUAAGCACCUUUGAUUAUAUUCCCAUAAAAAGUAGGGCUUCUCUCCUAACAUUGUUCACGUCUACAUGUAUUAGCAAUGAGCCCUUAAGAUAAGGUGAAGCUUCUAUGAGGGAGCCAUUAAAACAAGGGGAUGGCAUCUGUUCCGCGCACUAGCUCUAGUGGUGAAAAAGCACGAAGGACAUUUGGUCAUUUUUGUGCUGGUGUAUCCAGUAAAAGUGUGGUUCCUCAUAAGUUAAAAAGUUAAACUUAGAGACUGGGAAUUCUUUUGCUUGCAAAAAAUGUUGUUUUGGCCCAACGGUAGAUGCCUGAUACCUGGACCACCAUUUCUUUGUGCAGUUUCCA
Messenger RNA from Oryzias melastigma (Indian medaka), 1735 nucleotides. RefSeq names its product mesothelin-like protein. Lineage: Eukaryota; Metazoa; Chordata; Actinopteri; Beloniformes; Adrianichthyidae. Gene Ontology annotation, biological process: cell-matrix adhesion. The record is from RefSeq and is a predicted model, not a curated record. Gene Ontology annotation, cellular component: cell surface.